Molecule: messenger RNA, 350 nt
Organism: Meira miltonrushii
Lineage: Eukaryota; Fungi; Basidiomycota; Exobasidiomycetes; Exobasidiales; Brachybasidiaceae
Exons: 1
Coding region: 92-268 (58 amino acids)
Source: RefSeq, a predicted model, not a curated record
CGUGGUGGACGCUUGCCUCCUCCAGGACCGGAUGGCGUUAGUAGAAUGCAAAUACCGUUGACCGCUGGCUCUGCUAAUCUAUUGUAAUAAAAUGCAACCGUGCCAAGUUUGUAACCCACAGAGUAGUUUAUCUGUAAAGAAGCACCGCAUUUUAGUCAUACAUAUUACUUUCCCAUUUGUCCGGCCGAAAAUCCAAUUGCCAAUUCUUUUUCUCUUUUCCCAAAGGACUUCAGCGAUCGCGAUUGGAAAAAUGAGCACUAAGAAUUGAAUUUUCCUGCACUUACUGUUCGAAAUCAAGUCAUAUUGUCGAAUUUCGUUGAUGGAUCUAUUUACUUCUUCUUGUGUACUUU